AACGCACAAUUCCUGAGAAAACCGUUGUCACUCUGAAACUUCCGACUACAAAAGAGGAAUUAUUAGCAUUGCUACGUGAGGAAGAAAGGAGAAGGAUGUCACCUGAAUUACAAGAAUUAUAUCGCAAAGUUGGUAAUGAUCCUACAUGUGGCAAAGAUUGGAUGGAUAUCACUGAUCAGAUGCAACAUAAUUUGGUUCGAGAAUUUGGCUAUUCGGAUGAGGCUGUACAACUAAUGAGGCGUGCACCUCAACUUUAUCCAGAUGAUCCUGAAUUUCGUACCACUCAAGUAUAUGUCCGUAAUAAUAUCGCUCAUAUUGGAAACCUUAAAGAAGGAAUGCAAGCACCAGAUUGUCCUCUUAUUCCUCUGAAAUAUUCUGACACAACGGUCCCAAAUGUGUCCAUGGAAGCUUCAGAAAUGACA
Molecule: messenger RNA, 422 nt
Organism: Racocetra persica
Lineage: Eukaryota; Fungi; Glomeromycota; Glomeromycetes; Diversisporales; Gigasporaceae
Source: the annotation of a GenBank genome assembly